This is a messenger RNA of Cryptococcus wingfieldii CBS 7118, 648 nucleotides long. RefSeq lists its product as hypothetical. NCBI's taxonomy places the organism in Eukaryota, Fungi, Basidiomycota, Tremellomycetes, Tremellales, Cryptococcaceae. Bases 1 to 648 code for a protein of 215 amino acids. The transcript is spliced from 3 exons. The record is from RefSeq and is a predicted model, not a curated record.
AUGCCCGUCUCACUCCUACCCCCAGCCAUCCCAUCAUCACCCAACUCCUCCUCAUUCAUCAUCCUCCCCCUUCCCUCCAACCUCCCCAAAUACCGUAAAGCAGCCUACGCCAACCGCGAGGAAUACAUCACCCAAUUCAACACUGCCUACCAGAAAAUUAUGCGCCAACUCGACGCGCGCCGCCAGCUUGUCGAAGACGAAGGGGUGGAGGAAGAUUCGGAUGAUUGUAGCACGAAUGAGGAGCAGGAGGAGAUUUUGACGCGGUUGAGUAAGUGUGUGCAUGCGAUGGGGAGAGUGGCGGGGAGGGAGGUUAUUGGGCAGAUGUGUGUUUGUUGGCUGGUGGAAUGGUAUGUGUAUACAGCGAGAUUGCUCUAUACCUCGGUGUUUUUGAACAUGACGCCCAGAGAUCGGGUCGUCCUGCACCCUACCUUGAUCGACCAAGUAUAUCAGACGGUCAAAGAAGCCGAAUCCAUCCUCGCCGAUCUGAACGAGAUGGAUCUCUCAAAUCUCCCACCCUCAAGCCGCCGGGGCGAUAAAGCUUGGAACCCCAAAGCGCUCGAGGGUGUCUUUGUACGCCUCAUGAGGAGAGUGGAUGAUUUCUAUAUGGGCGGGGUUCAUGUGAGCUCCACCCUCUCCGGCUCUUAUUAG